AUGAUGCACGCCGGCUGAAAGCUCAGCUCCAACUCUGCGAACGCUCACGUCUUCCACGUAGUUGACUCUCACUGGAGGAAAAAGACAAGACGACAUGAAGCGAAACUCUUGAUUUGUAUCUGGAUUAAGUUUCCACGUCAUUUCGAGAGACGCGUGUCGGUGUGGGGGGAAACAUGAGGAUAACUGUCGCUCCCCGUGGAUGAUGAUGCCCCACAAUGAACACAGAUUUGCAAAAUCCACUACAAGUCCCUCGACCAAAGGUUCGCAGUCAUCUGACCAUCAAAGUGCAGUCCAAACUGAUGUCCAGGCCGUGUCCCCCUGUCCGUGGUCCAAAACCUCCUGUCGCCCCCAAGCCCAGACCCCUGUAUGAGCUUCAUUCACAAGGGGAGUCCUGUCCCCCGCAGAGCUUGAGUAACGGAGACCUGGCUCACUCUGAUGGGGAGACGGAAGAUCUUCAUGAAAUGGCUGCAGAGAACCUGGACAAAGAGGAGAAAAGCGAGGAUGGGGUUAAUGACACCAGCAUCGGGCACAAUGACAAAGAGGACGUAGCAGAAGGAGAAAUUGAGGAGGAAACAGAAAAAGAAGUAGAUAUAUUAGAUAAUGAUGGCGACAGCAUUGGCUCCGAGGACACAGUCAAAGCUGAUGAUGAUUCUAAUGUUGAUACUACUGAGGAUGAAAACACUGACAAUGACUUGAUCCAGCCUGAAGGUGGUCAUCACACUGAUGAUGAGAAAACAUCUACGCCUUCACUUAAUCCUGCUGAGAUGGAGGAUAAAACGGGAGAGGAGGCGGAGGAGGAGGAACCAAGUUUUAAUGAAAAAACUGACAUAGUUUGUGGCUCUUUAGGACACAAACACGUAGAACAGAAUCUUGACCAACCACAGUCCCUCAGUCAGGGUUAUAAGGACAAUGUCACUGGACAUAAUGAAGUAGACAGGGAACAAAGGGAGGACUCUGUGCACUGUUUACACACAGAUGAGACUGAUCUGGAAGUUGGAGGAUUUGCAUUUGGAUUCAGUGUGCUUCCAACUGUAACUGAGGAGUAUCCCUACGAUGUGAUUGGCCCCACAGAUGAUGCUAGUGAUACAUGUGACCCAGCUGAAACAGGGGAAACAGGGGUAUGGCAACCAGAACGGGCCACCAAGGACCUCUCUGGCUGUUUCCGAUUCACGUCCAGCACUGAGGAUGUUUUUGGGCCUUAUUCGGUAAUCGAAGCUGUUCCGCCAGAUAUGACCGGCACCGCUGACCCAGAGUGGAGUCAGGAUGAUACUGAUGACAGACCCUCAAAUGAACUGCAAACGGCAGGUGCUUCUAACCUGGAACCUUACUAUGUGUCAUCAGAUGACGUGGAUAAGCUCGAGGAUAAGCAAGUCCUCUCAGAACUGGGUGAGAUCGAGGAGAGCACCGAGCCGUCCAAUCAGCACGAAGGCAAAGCAAAGGACAGCGAGUCAACAGAUGAGUAUGCGGAUAUUGACGAUUCGCUCUGCCUUCAAGCGGAAGACCAGCGGCUGGAGUGUGUCUCAUCGGAGGAUUACGUCGAGAUAGGCGAUGAUGACGAAGAGGAAGAAACGGAAAAAAAACACAUCAAAGGAAAAACUGCAAAAGAGAGAACGGCUAAACGAGAGCAGGCUUUCCUCAGCCAGCGAGCGAGCUGCCAGCCUCGCCUCAGGUUGUGCAACAUCACAGUGCCAACAGAACUCGAUGCAGGCCGCACCCCGGAGAUGACCAACAGGGUGGUGUUUGCCCACACCACUGAGGCCUUUGAAGAAGACAUUGAGGAAUUGGACUGCCAUAUUGUGCCUUACGAUGAGGACACGGACUCAGAGAACGAGGAGCAUAUAUACGAGGAGGCAGGAUUUGACUCCGAAGGGGAGAACUUUGUGACAAUUGAUCGGAAGACUAUUGUCACACGAUCACGCUCUUAUUCUGGGAAGAUUUCAGGUUAUGUCCCAGAAACUGUACCAGAGGAGACUGGGACGGAGUACCAGACUCACGACUACUGCACAGUGGCCUUAGAUAAAAACAACGAACCACUUAGCCAUUCACAGCCACCUGGGGUCAAGAGUUUGAUCCCGUCGAUGAAGUCUCAACGUUUCUUGUUUUAUUCACGAUCUGCAGAGGGUCCAGAAUUGACCUUGACCUCUCCCACAGAGAUCAACCACUCUCGGAAGGAUGACAUCAGGAUGAAGAGGAAAGAUGAUACCCUUUCUCUUCCAUGUGUCAUAACCUCUUCUGGAAGCUUCUCCCAGCGUAGCCUUCAAUCAUCCAGUGGUGUUUCCACACCGACCUCUCUCGUGGACAUUCCACCACCCUUUGAGCUGGCAUACAUCACUAAAAGACCAGUCACCAAGAGUUCCCCAUCCCUCUUGAUCCAGAAUGAACCCAGCGAAAUACCUAAGAAGAAGUCCUCCUUCAAGCGCUUCCUGGCUCUUAAGUUCAGGAAGAAGACAGAUUCGAAAGGUUUCAGCGAUGGAAGUGUCCGCUCGUCUCGUUCUUCCUCCGAGUCCAGCCACCACGGCACAGUGAGAGUCAUCGAGCUUGACCGUAGAAGCACCGGCAGCUCUCCUCAGCUUCAGAACCGCAUCGUGAACCCCCAGCAGCGUCCUUUAGAACUGCCACCCCCCUUUGUCCUCCACCUUCAGAGGAAGAAAGGUGACCCCAAAACUUAUGGCAGGGGCGUCUCCAGAGUGGAGUCCUUUGAGGAGCGUUCUCGGCGCUCUGCCAUGCCGCUGCCUUUGACCAAACCCCGCUCCAUCUCCUUCCCCAGUGCAGACACCUCAGACUAUGAAAACAUCCCGGCCAUGAGCUCAGACUAUGAGAACAUCCAAAUCCCAAGCAGACCCACCAGAUCCCACACUGUCACAGAGUUUUUUGAGGACCCAAAUCGCACUACAGUCGCCUGCAAUGAGAAUGAUGGCUAUGUGGAUAUGAACAGUUUCCCUGGAAUUGAAAGCAUAACCCAGACAUCAAAAGAAGACACUGAAAGUGCCUACACGGAGCCUUUCCCAAUGAACUCUGGCGGGGUUUCAGCGGACGAGGACCACGGGCGUACGUCAGAGGAGGAAGAGGGCGUGGCUGAGCCGAGUUAUGACAGACAGAUUGAUGGCCGGUCCCGAGCGUUCUACGUCGCCAAAGAGCUCGUCGACUCCGAGAGACUACACGUCAGCACCCUCAAGUACCUUCAACAGGACUUUAGGUCCGCGGUGACAGAGGCGGCGGUGGGUGAGGAAGGGGAGCCUGUGCUGGAGGAGCAGAGGUUAGGAGAGAUAUUGAGCGUGCUCCCCCAGGUCUACACCCUACACAGCAGCAUCCUUACUGAGCUGGAGGAACGCAUUAGUCAGUGGGAGGAGAGCCAAAGGGUAGUUGACGUGAUCCUGUCGCGUCGGGCGGACUUUGGGGUGUUUGACACCUUUAUCUCACAGUAUGAUCGCAGCAUGUUCUUACUGGAGGAGAGCUGCAGGGAAAACCCGGCCUUCGCCAAUGUCGUCAAGACGUUUGAGAAGAGAAGCCCAGAGGAAGCUGAAGUCCCACUGAAACACCAGCUGCUGCAGGUUAUUGUGAGAGUGCUUCAAUAUCGAAUGCUCCUCACAGAUUACCUGAACAACCUCUCUCCUGAUUCGAAAGAAUACGAUGACACGCAAGCUGCCUUGGUGAUCGUGUCCGAGGUGGCGGACCAGGCCAAUGACAAUCUGAAGCAGGGGGAGAACUUGCUGCGUCUGGUCCACAUCGAAUACAGCUUGAAGGGCAAGAGGGACCUCCUGAAGGCCGGAAGGAUGUUCGUCAAAGAAGGCACACUCAUGAAGGUCUCGAGGAAAAGCAGGCAGCCGCGACACCUGUUUCUGAUGAACGAUAUAAUGCUGUACACCUACCCUCAACAGGAUGGGAAAUACAGGCUUAAGAACACACUAUCUCUGUCUGGGAUGAAGGUGAGCAAACCUGUUCUAGACCACGUGCUGAACUGUCUUAAGAUCGAGGUCUCUGACAUCACCAUAACACUGUCAGCAAGCUCCGUUGGAGAGAGGGAGGACUGGUUCCACACGCUGAGUCGAGCCAUAGCGGACCAUGCUGCAGGACUCUGUACGUUUGGUGGACCCUGCAGUGAGGCCCGUGAGAAGUUGUGGAUGGCCCUGGGCGAGGCUGCUCCUGUACUGGUGCCAGUUUCUCAUGCAAUGAUGUGCAUGAACUGUACCUCUGACUUCAGCCUCACGCUGAGACGACACCACUGCAACGCCUGCGGCAAGGUGGUGUGCCGGUCCUGUUCCAGGAACAGAUACCCACUGAAGUACCUCAAAGACAGGGUCGCCAAAGUGUGCGACCACUGCCAUGCCGAGCUCAGGAAAAGAGGUGGCAGCGUGUCGGGGGCAUGCGGUAACUCCAGCCCUCGGACUCACCGGGCCAGCCGUCCCCUCUCUGCUGUCUUCCAGAGCCUGCAGCCCCCGAGUUUGUGGAAGAGCAGGAAGAGCGCCUCCCAUCUCAACCAGGUGUCACUUACCGUGGAGGGAUCCACCAUGAGCGGCAGCCUGCAGCGCCGGAAGAAGAGCAAGCGGAAGUGGAAGCGUCUGUGGUUCCUCCUCAAAGACAAGGUGCUCUACACCUUCACAGCCCGUGAGGAUAAAGUGGCUUCAGAGAGUCUACCUCUGCAGUGCUUCACUGUCAAGCUCACGGAGAGGCCAGAGGGAGAAGAAAGCAACGUGUUCCACCUCUACCACAAGAAAACCUUGCAUUAUACCUUCAGGGCCGACGAUCCACACACCGCACGCAGAUGGGUCAACGCCAUGGAGGAGGCUACUGUUUUAUAGCACCCGCUCAGUAAAACAAACGCACCCUGCAGUCUGUGACCGCCAGGACUCUCCUCUGUGGAGCACAACACAAGCUACCUGCCGCCAUGUAGGAAUUCAUCACAUAUGACCUGUUGUGUGGAAUAUUGUCUGACAAUUUAAUCACCAGAUAAGGCUGAGGAAAGGACAAGUGGAAAGACCUCUUGUUGGGGAACGAUCGAACAAUAUGAAACCUCGCAUUGCAACUCGGUCCAGCUGAGUUCACGGGAGCCUUCCCUUUUAAGGAGCAGCUUCAUCAAAUGCUUCAUCAAAAGUAACAUUUCAUUCCCACCGUUUCGUCUUUUUACGCAAACCAUCCUGAAAAAUGUAAUAUAAAUUCUCAAAGUGAACUCUUUUAACUACUGUAUUCUGGUGUACCUGAGGUUCCACUGGGUUAUUAACAAAAUUACUCUUUGGUUCUGCAGAAGAACGUUACAUCCUUGACAUUUUUAUAUGUGAAACAUGUGAUUGAAUCUGUGAUUGCAAACCAACUUUGCAGCCAGUAAAAAAAAAAAAGAAAAAGAAAAUAUUGGUGGUCACCGUUUCAGA
Messenger RNA from Cyclopterus lumpus (lumpfish), 5366 nucleotides. It is a transcript of the gene fgd5a, whose product is annotated as FYVE, RhoGEF and PH domain containing 5a. Gene Ontology annotation, cellular component: cytoplasm. Gene Ontology annotation, molecular function: metal ion binding; guanyl-nucleotide exchange factor activity. The coding region runs from base 216 to 4799 and encodes 1527 amino acids. The record is from RefSeq and is a predicted model, not a curated record. The transcript is spliced from 21 exons. Lineage: Eukaryota; Metazoa; Chordata; Actinopteri; Perciformes; Cyclopteridae.